AUGAACAGCGACAGCGAGGUCGAGUUUGACUCAUCAGACGAUGAUUUGUCAAGCAAUGUACAGCAUAGUAAGAGGCCUUUCACUAGGCCAUUCGUGCAUCUAAAAAAGCGCUUGCGGGGUGCUCCCUGCAAGAGCAAAUACGAGGCUCUUAAAGCAGCUGGCAGAGUCCGUGAUCUUUGUUUUACGAAGAGAUACUCAAAUGCUGAUAUCGAGGGGUUGCUGAAGUCCAAUUUUCCAAGUUUGGCUGGUUUGGAUCUCACCAAGUAAGUGUUCUUUUGUAGUGUGUGCCUUAACUGCGUCGUCGUCUUCCAUAUUGUUGUCCUUUCAAGCAAAUCAUGCUGUUUUGUUUCUUCCCAAAGACUGAGAUUUCUAAAGUCGGAAAAGAGUGGCCACUCAAUGAAGGUUCUAUUCCAAGGUAUUCCAACUGGACUUGAGCUCGCGAAGGAAUUUAAAGGGUCUACGACCAAGAAAAUAUAUAUGCAUUGGAAAUCCAGUUCAGGUAAUUUUUUUUCAUGUCUUCGAGAAUGCCUGGUCUAAAGUACAGGUCACAUUCCACAGGUCAUGAGUACAGGUUACGGCUCCAUCGAUAAAUUGCCAAACCACACAGAUUUCCCUUGAUCUAUAAGAGCAUUUGGUUAAGGGAUUAGGAGUAGGGGACACUUUUAAUGCUAUUUAUUUACCUGUGCGAGCAAGCUCUCCAUUUGGGCAAUAUCGGAAAAAGACACAAGAGGCACGCUUGAGGAGACGCUAAAACGGGGGGCGGGGGCUUCGCCGCUCGCUCGCGUUCUCGCGCGGCUCGCUUCGCUUGCCCAAAUAAGAGAAUUUGCUCGUAGGCUACCUGCAUUCUGGCCUGUCUUUUAGACCCUUGAGAACGUAGCCAUAAAAAUCUGAAAAAUGAACUAAGUUGACAUUGGAUUAUGCUUAAGGGAGGGUUGGUUGCUGGAGGUUGCUUGCACAAGAAUGUUUGACUGUACAGAAAAUUAUUUUGUCACUAUCUAUAGGAGUGAGGGCAAAGUAGACAUUAUAAGCAAUUCACGCGAGUAACAAAACAAAACCACAAAAUCUCAAAAAACUUUCUGAAAGCCUAGGUUACUAUUAUAUUUUGGAAUGUUGGUGAACUUGAUUUCUUAUGGCCUAACUCAUUAUUAGUGGAAACCACUGUGGUUGGACAAGGAAGAAGAUGUACAUGUGAAAGAGGACUCACACUGAAUUUUGAGUUGAUAUGGGCAAGGAAAUUCCACACAUGAAUUAGCACAACAUAUAAACUGAUUUUUGUCAAAUCUAUUGAACACUUCUUUUUUUCCACUAGGUGUAACAGCAACAACAUCAAAUCCAACAUCUACUCCAUCAACUGCCACCCCAUUAGUGACCAUCUCAUCAACCUCAACGACUACUUCAUCAUCGAGAACUACAUCGACCCCAAUUCCAUCACCCAGAACAACAUCUACCACUAUUUCAUCAUCCAGAACUACAUCAACCACAACAUCAUUACCCAGAACUACAUCAACCACAACAUCAUUACCCAGAACUACAUCAGCCACAACAUCAUCACCCAGAACUACAUCAACCACAACAUCAUCACCCAGAACUACAUCAACCACAACAUCAUUACCCAGAACUACAUCAACCACAACCGCGACAUCUACACCUUUAUCAACUGCAACCACACCACCAAGGACUGCAACUACCUGUACAUCGUCCACAACUUCUUUAACUGGAACUACGUCAUUCUUGACUUCGUCAAUUGGAGUUACAUCAUCCCUGACUUCAUCAACUGCUGCUACUCGCACAUCAUCUGCGACUUCAUCAACUGGAACUAUGUCAACCCUGACUUCACCAACUACCAGCUCCUCACAUAGUUUCUUACCAGCUUUCACCUCAUCAACAACCUCCUCUUCAUCCAACAUCCCAUCAACAGCCAUGCCAUCACCUGCAUUCUCCAUUCAUACAGGACUAGGUAGGGAGAGUUACAGCUCAUAGACAAAUAUUCUAGAGGGGGUGUCCGAAGUACCAUCAUUGUUAAGCGGCACACAAAUACACUGACUAGGCACACCGUAUGCAAGGUUCUUUUAUCAACCUAGGGACAAUAUACAGAACAUAUGCAGAUACAAUCCAUAUAACGUUGCCCUAAGCUGUUCAGUGUACGAACUUACCGACACUGAUGUUGCACAUAUUUUAUAAACAUUAAAAACUAUUUUUUCCAGAAAAUAAGAACUGUAAGAGUAUAAAAACUAAUGAAGGGGAAGUAAGUAUCUACAAUAAUAAAAUACUAACCUGGCUGCACCUGCUCACAGAGUCCAAAUUCCACAACAGUCCCCUAAAUGGUACUCUUAUAAAAGAACAGUAAUCAUUAUUCAAGAGCAAUAGUUACAUAUUCUUUUUUUUUUGUGGGGGAGGGGGGAAAGUGAGGUCCCCUAAUAAAAGAUAAGAUCAACAUAAUUUAACCACAUUAGUCUAGGUCAACGAAAGCUGGCUUCCAUUAAUUAGGCACGCAAAAUAGAGAACUAAUGAAAAUUAGUAAUAGAAACACAUUGAAUUAUUUGACGUAGCUUAAUUUGAGUUGUGCAUGGUCAUCAUCUUCAAUUAGCUCCUCUUAUAUUUAAUUUACACAAUAUUUAGUCAGGGGUGCCCAUUUGGGAGAGGCUGGUUUGAAUGAGGCAUUUUUGAUUGAGGGAGGCAGGAGAGGUAAGGGGUAGGAGAGUGGCUUUAUGAAGUUUAAAUUACAACUUCAUGAAAAAAUAACCUUGGUAUAAUAUAGUUUACUUGAGCAUUUUUUGGUCUUAGUGAACAAACAUGAUGUAUUUGUUGCUUAUCUAAUCUUGUGCCAGUUAUAUAUACAUCACUGCAUGACUAAUUAUUGUCCUCAUAUUAAUUAUUGUUUCAUUUUAAAAUAAUUUAGGUUCAAGUGGUACAAGAGCAACACCCACAUCAGCAACAGCCUCUAUUACAGUUACGGCAACACCACUGUCAGUUCCUAGAGAUGGCUGUAAGUUAACUGGAAUUAUGUCUGUGAGAGUUUGAUACCUUUAAAAAAAAAUUGUUGCUUUGCACUCAUGAUCAUUGCUUUUAAUUUUGUUGAUGGGAGUAUUUUCUGAGACAGAGCAUUGAAAAUCAAUGUCAUAAUUAGCAAAUACAUCCAUUUUGUUUUGAAUCUCUGAACAUUUCACUGAACGUAUUCUUGUGUUGCUGUUGAAGUACGUUGAAGUAAAAUUAAUAUAACAAAACACUUGAUGUCAGGCCCCUCGGGAAACCAGUUAGUUUUGUUUUACCUCAAGCCCUGAUAUUUCCCCAAGUGAGUCUUAAAAGGUCUUGCUUUCAUAAUUUACAAGCAAUAAAAUGUCUGAUUGUUAAUCGUCACCAAAAUUGAUAAAAAUUUUAAUUUCAAGGACCAUUUGAAUGCUCAAUCCAGCACAACACUUUUUUUUUACCAGUAUCGACAAGAAGGCUCCUAGCAAGAUUAGCUGGACAAAACAAUGCAAAUGAUGGUGAGUGAUAUUUUUAUGUUAUCUCUGGUUCUUUUAAAAAAACAUACAUAAUAUAUAAUACAAGGCUGUGCUCUAAAGAAAAUUAAAGGGAGCCCGGUGCUCUUAAUGUCUGAAACCGUAGGUGCCCAGCAUGUGAUUUGUAUGAAAAAAACUAAGAUUUUCUAGUCGCCCAAGAGCAAAAGUUGGGCACCAGGGGCCACCGGGUGCUGCUACAGCACAGCCCCAUAUUAUUAUCAGAAAGUUAUAACCCCUUGUGAGUUUCUGAUAAUUAUUAUAUAAUAAAUGUAAAUAAACUGAAUGAAGUCUACAUACCUUCAAACAAUAACCACUCCAGUAGAAGGGUUGUUACCAAGAUUUCAAUUCAAUGGUAAAGUGAUAUGCAUGCAUUAAAAAGGCAAUGAGAAGUUAUUUUCUUUUUCCUUGUCUGUUUGUUUGUUUUACUUCCCAUGCAGGUAUUUUUGGAACUUGCUCAAAGUAACAGGCUGGGGAAAUUCCUGUUUCCACGCCUAGUGACUGCUUUACGUCUCCUUUUCUUGUUGUUUGGUCUUUUACAGGUAGUCUGAGUACCUGAGGAGUUAAUUGUUGAGCUAACUGCCAGCCCCUCCUUCUUCCUUGAGAAAUUGAAACUGCUGCAACAAAGAAUAAUGUUGACAUGCAUUUAACAAUAAGCCCAUCAAACUGUCUUCUAAGAACUCAAGGCAUUGUUAAUGGCUAAUUUCAAAUUCUCUACCUUUCCCACAGACGUAUCCCUAAGUCCACCCGAAGAUGAUGAUCUGGUUGUCUUGGAUCACAGUCCAACCCAUUGUAAGGAAAAUACUGGUGUAAUAUAGAAUCUAAUACCAUAAAUUAAACUCCCAUGAAUGUUUUGGAUUUUGGGAAAUACGUUCCUGUAUUCUGGGGUACUUAUUGGCCAACUAGGCUAAGUUUAUAAGAUCCUAAUUACGAUUCUCGAUUUUUAUACCACCAAUAUAUAAUACUCUUUUGGGGAUUUCCAGUUUUUCUGUUACGCAACCUGUCACCUCGCAGCACUGAUGAGGUCUGAAUGGUUCAGAUGAAAUAUUUGUUUCAUUAUUAUUUUUCUUAUUUUUUGGCGUUGAGUUUUGGAAUUUUCUGUUAGUAUUAAAAUUAAUGUUGUAUGAAGGAGAUCAUAGAUCAGAUUGUUCAUUACCAGAAGUUGUAAAUGAGCUUGUGUUAAGUUUGCACCGUAAAUAUACUGUAAUUUAUAUACAUGUAGUGAUAAGAACUCCUGCAGGAUUUCACAUAAAGUUUACCUGCUCAACUACUUAGCACAGGUGACCAAACAUUAUAUUGCAUUAUUGCGCCGACCUACAUGUAAGUUUACAGGAAUAUUACAUAAGAAGUUAUUGUAUGAAAAAGUAACGGACAUUUCAAAAAGUACUGAAUUUUUGGUUAUUUGGCAGAUUUAUUCAAAAUUUAUUUCCUUUGCCUACAUGACUUGAAAGUCACACUGCCUCAUUCAUUUGAUUGCAUGUAGAUUCAAGUACAAGAGCUUCAAUGACCCAAGGUGUUCAACCACUUGGUGGAGGUGACUUGGAAACAUUUUAUGGUAUUGUUACCCUGAUUUAGAAGUUAGACAAAUUAAUUUCACAUAAAAACUCUUUACAUUAUCUUGAAAAAGUACUGGACACUUCUAUAAGUACAGGUUCUAAUAUGUUACCUGCAUAAAUCAAAAAUUAAUCAAGCUGCUGGAGUAAAUUAGGUUGCAAUUAUGUUGAUUCCCCUUCAAGAGCCUCUGUCACCCAGUUGACUAAGAUGUCUCCUUUAUCUGAUUGCACGUAGAUUCAAAUACAAGAUCAGCUUCAACUGUUCAAAGUGUUACUGCUCAACCAAGGAGAACAGGUGACCAAACAUUAUAUUCUAUCAUUAGGCGAUAUACAUGUAGGUUUAUAGGUGUAUCAGUUAGGAACUUGUUGUAUGAAAAAGUACUGGACAUUUUAAGUAUCUCAAUCAAAUACUACUUUGCUUACAUAAAUCAAAAGUUAAUUAAGCUGCUUAAUACAUUAUGUUGCAAUUGACCAAGUAGAUUCUAGUAAAGAAUCUUCUGCUAGCCAAGGUUUAACUAUCCAACACGUAGCACAGUUGAGCAAAAUAAUGUUUUGAAUAAUUAUGGCAUAAUUAGUCUGUAUGCUGGAACAUUAAUUUCAUGUAGAUCUAUGUAAGAGAUAAAAAUUUAUGUGAGGAUCAUAAGGGAAAGGGGAAAAAAAACCAAGGGAAAAAAUAGACAUGAGUGAAAGUCAGUGUGCUCUUGAAAAAAUAAUAAUGUUAAUAAUUACACUUACUGGAAAAAAAAAAAAUAACAAAAGAAAAAGACAAAAAUCUACUGUUGACAAAAAAAAAAAAUUAAAAAAAUAGUGAUAUACCACAUUGUAGCCAUAACUGCAACAAAACAAAUCAACAUAUUUUUAUCCUGCUUGAAAAUUUAUGCUCGCUGAAAUUUUUCCACGUCUUACAGGAUUCUUUCAAGGGACCCCAUUUAAUGGAACAGGGAUACAAGGUAAACACCCCGGCAAAUUACAUCCAUGCAUAUAAUGAAUCUUGAUUUUUUAUCAUAAGACUUCUAAAUGUUAUUAGCAUAACAAAAAUUGACCGUAUCCUUAAUAGGUCUCAACAGGCCACUAGAAAAAUAAUUGGUGGGAAUUGCAAAUCAACCAAAAGGCUUAGUUAGUUAUAAAUUACGCAAUUUCAGCUUUUUUCUAUACAUCUGUCCUCUAUGCGAACGAUCAAUAUUAGAAGGAAUGUCUUGAUUUAGCUUUAUUUGUUCAACUACAAAAUUGCUCAUGCAGUCACAUUGUUUGAUUUCUCUACAAUAUCAACACCUACACCGAUAUAGCUGGAACAGUCAAGCAAGACCUUUUUCCUUUUGGCCUGGGAGGUAAGCAAUCUGCUCUAAAGUUCAGCACUUACAUGUACCUGUUCUCUUUCGCCUUCUUUUUGUCUCGAUUCAAUCCCGAAUUUUUUUAAAAUAAGACAGAGAUAUUGACUCAGUGAGGGCAUAUAAAAAAUUGGGCAUAUUUCAAAUGCAGUUACUGAUAAAAUAGAGGUCAAUGUUUAAAUUGCAGUUGAAUGUAUUUUUCUUGUGAUAGGACCAACACGAAGAAGAACGUCACGUUCCGAUGAAGUGGCAAAUUGCCAGUGUCUCUUACAGUCAUCAAGUGACCAGACAUGCAUGCUGCCAUUUUUGAAUCAUUCCUUCGAAGAGGUAUUAAAUUAUUAAUAAAUUAUUGCUAACAAAGGAAGGCUUAAUCACCUAAUUUUCUUAACAGUUCAAAGCAAAGUGACAAUAGACAAAUAUUAACUAUAAUUUAUUUACUCCCUUACUCUCUCUUUGUUAUUUAUUCCAGUUAUGCUGGCAGGCAAAUGAAGACUGCAAGGGAGUGAUUCUUACCCUAGUAAACAAAAGGAAAGCGAUUGAUGAGAAGAGGAGAGAUUUGUUGAGGCAUGUAAAACCUUCCUUCUGUGACGAUGCAAAAGCAGUUGCAUGCAUAUAUUCAAGGGAGAUAUUAAUAAUUAUUAUUGUCAUAAUUAUACCAAUACUGACUUUUGAAGUUUCUUACUGCAGGGUGCUUCAUGAGAUGGAAAAUAAACACAGUGAAAAUUGGUUGUUUUGGAUCGGAGAAACAAGCUCCACUGACGGGUUGAAAGGUGAAGGUUUAACAUCAUGAAAAUGAUUUGUCCACAGCACAAUGCCACUUACUGUAUAUAUAAAACCUCUUUUGAAAGAACAGUGCACACACCUGUGUACAGGUGUAGUAGACUAUAAUAUUAAUAGAUUUUUGCUAGGGAGUCAUUAGGCCAUGUGAAACUAUAAGGUAACACUUAUCGAAUCACAAACAUCUCUUUGUUUAAAUAACAGGCAACUGGAUUAAUGACUUAAUCAGAAAUUAUUGACAAGACGUUUACUUGUAAAUUAUUUAUCCUUGUUAGUUAUGGACAUUUAUGGUGGUGACCCACGCACAGAAAGGAUACUUUUCCUGGUCCCGUCAGUGGGUAGAAGUCCUUCGUUGUUGGGACAGAUUUCAGGUAAUUUUAGAGGAGCAAGAAUCGUCGUGGUCAAUGUCAAUAACAAUAAAUUUUUAAACCACUUUCAAACGGGAUCAAAGCUGUCACGAUCGUGUGUGUGUGUUAGAACGAUAUGCCUGUAAUACAACAGCACGUGCUCAAGGCUUAUUAAUGAGUAAUGUUACAGUUAUGGUGAGAAAAGAUUGCCAUAUGUCCUUUAAUUCUUGAAUUAACUCAAAACCCCAAUACAUGGAGCCUCAAACUGGAAAGCAAGGAUUUUUCAAUAGCUUUUACAUACAGAGAUACAGCUGAAGGAUUAGAUCUAAUGAGUACCACAAACAGCUAACCUGAACAAGGAUCAAAGUAUGAUUAUAUCAACUGGAAGGUUCAAGUUUUAUAAGACAAUUAUGGCAAGCAAAGAAGGAGAAGGUAGAAUUAAAUGAAAGCAAUCAUUUUCUUUUCUGUACCCUUACCCUAUUUAGAUGCAGACAUUGAUGAAGUGGGCUCCGUUUUGAAAAAAGUUUUAGAAAGGGCAGCUGUUCACCAACAACAGAGGUAACAUACCUAAUAUGAUGCAAAAGUUACACAUUAAAUUGAAGGAGGCUAUGAAAAAAAAAACAAAAAAAACAGGUAAAGUCAAUUUCGAGAUUUAGCUGUAAGUUAUGGAAAAGCAAUCCUUAGAGGCAUGAAAUAGCUGAUUUUGAAGGUUCAGUUGUUUAUUAAUUUUUUUUAAAUUUAAGACUACACCUUUAUCAGUUACCC
Molecule: messenger RNA, 8267 nt
Organism: Porites lobata
Lineage: Eukaryota; Metazoa; Cnidaria; Anthozoa; Scleractinia; Poritidae
Source: the annotation of a GenBank genome assembly